Molecule: messenger RNA, 1103 nt
Organism: Cynara cardunculus var. scolymus (artichoke)
Lineage: Eukaryota; Viridiplantae; Streptophyta; Magnoliopsida; Asterales; Asteraceae
Product: 60S ribosomal protein L7-1-like
Exons: 6
Coding region: 170-907 (245 amino acids)
Biological process (GO): maturation of LSU-rRNA from tricistronic rRNA transcript (SSU-rRNA, 5.8S rRNA, LSU-rRNA)
Cellular component (GO): cytosolic large ribosomal subunit
Molecular function (GO): structural constituent of ribosome; RNA binding
Source: RefSeq, a predicted model, not a curated record
GGUGCCCUAAUUCGCUCAGUUCUACACUUGGACUCUUCUAAGAAAUACAAUCGAUUGCUGGUCUGUGAUUUCUUGCCCUAAAUCGUCGACUGCUGCAGUGCUCCUAAAUCGAAGCUGCCUCCUAAAUCGAUCUUGCUUAUUAAUCACUAAUCAGGUAGUUUCAACCAUCAUGGCUGAUGAAGAACCGAAGCCUCUAAAUUAUGUGUCAGAGAUUGUAUUGAAGAAAAGGAAAAGCAAUGAGGACUGGGCAAAUAGAAGGAAAGAGCAGUUGGAGCAAAGGGUGAAGAAAUCUAAGCGUGAUAAUUUCGUCAUCAAGAAGCCAGAACAGUUUAUCAGAGAAUACCGUGAUAAAGAGUCUGAUCUCAUCAAAAUGAAACAUCGGGGAAAACGAGCAAUAAAAGCAUCCAUGUUCCCGCAUUCAAAGCUUCUUUUUGUCAUCCGUAUACAGGGUAAAAGCGACAUGCAUCCACAAACAAGGAAACACUUGUACUCUCUGAGACUUAGAAGAAUGUUCAGUGGUGUUUUUGUCAAAGCAAAUGACAGAAUAUUAGAAAUUCUACAGAAAGUGGAGCCGUAUGUGACUUACGGGUAUCCAAACCUCAAGAGCGUGAAUGAGCUGAUAUACAAGAAGGGUUUAGCAAAAGUUAACAAACAGAUAUUUCCUUUGACGGAUAAUAACAUAAUCGAACAGGCACUGAGUGAGCAUGGAAUUAUAUGCAUAGAAGACAUCGUAAAAGAGAUUGCGAACGUGGGCCCACAUUUCAAGGAGGUUUGCAAUUUUUUGUGUCCGUUCAGUCUGAACAAGCCGGAGAAGGCGUUGCAGGGUAAGAAAAGACCGUUCAGGGAUGGCGGUGAUUCUGGGAACCGUGAGGAUCAAAUUAACGAGCUGAUCGGUAAAAUGAAUUAGAAUUCGGAACACGAGAUUAGAUAUGAAUCCUUGUGCUUAGGUGAAUGUGAACCAAAAGGUCACUCUUUGAAUUUUGAACUCAAAGCUUCUUUGCUUUCUUUGGUAGAAACCCUUUGCUAUUUUUUCUCCUUUUUGAGCUUCCAUUUUUGAUGAUCUUUUAAAUGCUUUUAUGAUAUGAUGUUUUUCAUAUUUCAAC